CAAUGCAAUUAUCAGAAGUCACCUGGAUUACGGCUGUUUUCUGCUAGACCAUUGUAAUAAGGCAGGUUUGAAUAGUUUGGAUAAAAUACAAGCUAGAUGUUUACGUAUAAUUAUGGGGGCUAUGAAAUCUACUCCUAUCAAUGCCAUGCAAGUGGAGUGCGUUGAACCCCCCCUUCAUAUCCGUCGCCAGUACCUGUGUGACAGAUUUUUCUUUAAAAUUGUUCAAUCUACUUCUCACCCUCUUUUAGAUAAACUUAGAACUCUUUCACAGUCACUUCCAAGUAAUCCACGGUCCAUGCCUUGUCUUCUUCUUAGUUUCCGCAGUUUUUCUCAAUUAUCUUGCCCAACGUUCCAUUCCUCACUUAGUCCUUUGUACUCCCUUCCUUAUAAGGCCCUAAUUUUUAAACCAUCCGUCCUUCUCAAUUUCGGCAUAAAUAAAGGUACAAUUGAGGCAAACAUUGUUUUUAAUGAGAUAUUGAAUUCAAAAUGGGAGGGUUGGUUACCAAUGUUUUGCGAUGCCUCUAAAUUAUCAGAUGACGCGUGCGUGGGUUCGGCUGUUUGGAUUCCUAAUUCACGCAUCAUACUUUCUUUUAAAUCUCCUCCCUGUACCUCUGUAUUUACAGGAGAAUCUAUAGCAAUACUUGAAGCUGUUCGAUUUGCCCAAUCGCAUAAAUUAGAUAAAUCUAUAAUUUUUUCCGACUCUUUAAGUAGUCUUCAGGCCAUAAUGUCCAAUCCAUUCCGCUCCAAAUCUAAAUUCCCUAUUACCUUGAAAAUAAGACAGACAUUGUUUGAGUGUGCUCUACAUAACCUUAAAAUAGUACUGGCCUGGAUUCCGGGUCAUGAAGGGAUUCAUGGCAAUGAAACUGUGGACUCCUGUGCAAAAUUUGCGACUCAGAGUGGUUCCUUGGAAUACUACAAUUACUUCAGCCAAGACUUAUGUCUUUUGUCCCUUACUCGACUAACUCGCACAUGGAAUGAGCAGUGGCGGGUAUCUAAAUCGGUGAAGGGAAAAUACUAUGGAGACAUUGUUCCAGAUAUCCCAGUCAAACCAUGGUUUUCAAGUUCCGUCAAUUGGACAAAACUGCUAUUUCCACUAUCUGUCGUCUUCGUUUCGGCCAUGCAUGCACCCCGAUUCAUCUGGCAAAAUUAAGGGUUAGAGACCAUUCACUUUGUGAAUGUGGCUUGGAGGAAGGAAGCGCCGAUCAUUUAUUCUUUAAUUGUCCCAAAUUACGAUAUCCCCUAUAUAAUAUUCUUCCUGAUAACGUCUCCCGCCCCACUAGUUUCAAGUGUAUCCUCUCCUUAGUAGACUCUCCCUUUGUUAGACAGCUAUGUAAAUUUAUAGAAAUUAACAAAAUAAAGUUAUAACAUAGAUCACUAACAUUUGGGGAAAACAUCAAUUCAAUACGCUACGAGGGAAAAAAAGAGAGUCAACUGUCACUCAAAAACUGUCUUAACGUAGUGGUUAUAUUCUCUAUGGAACUGUCAAAUCCCCUUCGUUUAUCUUCUCCCAUUAACAAAAGUCUUCAUCAUAAAGACAUUCAACUUUAAUACCCAGAUUAAUACCUCAGUAAUCUGCAGUCUGAAACAACGUGACAUUGGCGGAAUAGCUUCAUAAUCAAGCUCGUCGCCAGUAAUCAAAGAAGAAGAAGA
Messenger RNA from Manduca sexta (tobacco hornworm), 1650 nucleotides. RefSeq lists its product as uncharacterized. Gene Ontology annotation, molecular function: nucleic acid binding; RNA-DNA hybrid ribonuclease activity. NCBI's taxonomy places the organism in Eukaryota, Metazoa, Arthropoda, Insecta, Lepidoptera, Sphingidae. The coding region runs from base 113 to 1150 and encodes 345 amino acids. The transcript has 2 exons. The record is from RefSeq and is a predicted model, not a curated record.